CUUUUCUGCUCGACACUAUCUUCAUCCUAACUCCGUUGGAAAGGAGGCUGAAAUGACGGAUGCAGCCAUGGAGGCGACACCCGGGGACAGCGCAUUUGCAUCGGAAGAGGCGCUUUGAGUUUACGGAGCGAAGCCGAUGCGUGUGUCUCCCUCGUCUUUACCUUCGCCGAUCCCUUCCUCCUGCUCCUCCGCUGGCAGAAAUUUAUAAAGAACAAAAAAUCCGACGAGGGAGGGAGGGGGUUGAUGUACGCCGAGGCUGAAAUCGAGAGGCGAACCCAGGGAAAGAGGAGCAAUUUCUACUCGGGACUUUCCCCCUCUUAGUACCCCAAAAGGAGGGGGAAAAGUCGCAAUAUUAGAAACGAAAAGGAAUGAGCUUCUAGGGGCGUGAAAACGUCUGCAAUUGUGGAGACUUUAUAUAUUUUUAUUUCGAAAAAAUAUGGCCGAGAACGUUCUGGACUCUGGCCCGCCUUCAGCAAAGAGGCCUAAACUCUCCUCUCCGGCACUUUCUGCCUCCGCUAGCGAUGAUUUUGGUUCACUAUUUGAUUUGGAGCACGACCUCCCAGAUGAGCUCAUCAGCUCUAAUGAACCAGGUCUGGUCAAUGGUGGGGACCUCAACCAGUUGCACACCAGUUUGGGAGGAGGACCUGCAGGCUUGGGUGCAGGAGGUGGAAGUGGAGCAGUAGGAGGAAUGGGGCUUGGACUUGGUCCUGGAGGGGGCCCCACAAGUAUUGGUGGAGGCCAAGAUGCAGUGGCUAAGCACAAACAACUGUCUGAGCUUUUACGAACGGGGCCAACCACAUCUGGUCAACAGGGGCAUCAAGGAGCCAUGGGCAGCCCAGGAGGCCCCACAGCCAUGGGGCAACAUUUGGUGAACAUGAAGGCCCCCUCAGGUCAAGGGCCCCAGCAGAUGAUGGGACAACAGCAUCUUUCUCCUCAGCAGCAGGCCAACAUGAUGCAGCAACAACAGAGUGGAAUGAUGGCUAACAGGGGCAUGAUUGGUGUGCCGCAGAAAGGCAAUAACGGACAGCAGCAGCCAGGGAUGAUUGGAAACCAGGUGAUGAAUGGUUCCCCCAGGAUGGGCUUCGGUAAUCAGGGGAUGGCUGGUGGCAGCAACCUGUUGGCUGACACUCUACAGCAGCAAGGGGCAGGGGGGCAGGUUGGAGCCAGAGCCCAGCAGCAUGGAGCCAUGAACAAGCUGGGUAUGAUGGGGAACCAGGGGGGCCCUUUUGGAGGUUCAUAUGGUGGUCAAGGAAAUCCUAGUCUAGGAGCAGCAGGGCUGGGCCCUCAACACCAGAACAAAGGUCCGAUGGUCAAUAGCCUGACUCAGUUCAACGUGGACAAGAAGAACCAGCCCAUGCAAGGAAUGGGUGCCAUGGGUACCCAGCAGUCACAGACAGGCGUUGGUGGUCCUACUGGUGCACCUGUAGGAGGAGCACAAGGGAUGGUGUCCAGCGCCCAGGCAGGCUUGGUAGGCUACGGUGCUCAAGCCUCUGCAGCAUCUGCUGCAGCUGGAGCCCCGCCCACAGCCGACCCGGAGAAGCGGAAGCUAAUCCAGCAGCAACUGGUGCUCCUGCUUCAUGCACACAAGUGCCAGCGGCGGGAGCAGGCCAACGGAGAAGUCCGGCAGUGCAACCUGCCCCACUGUCGCACCAUGAAGAAUGUUCUCAACCAUAUGACUCACUGCCAGGCUGGCAAAUCCUGUCAAGUGGCUCACUGUGCAUCCUCAAGACAGAUCAUCUCCCACUGGAAGAACUGCACGCGACACGACUGUCCUGUCUGUCUCCCGCUGAAGAACGCAGGGGACAAGAGGAACCCGCAGUGUGAGUCUCUGCUAGGAGGGGGUGGUGCAGGACUCGGGAGCUCUCUGAGCGCGGUUCCCGGUAGUCAGCCGAGUGCUCCCAACAUCCACCCACCCAGCCAGAUUGACCCUAGCUCUAUUGAGAGAGCCUAUGCUGCCUUGGGGCUCACCUACCAGGGAAACCAGAUCCAGACACAGACUGCCCAGCCCAACAUGUCCAACCAGGGGCAGGCUGGCAUGAGGCCUCUAAAUCCAAUGGUUGUGAAUCCUAUGGGAGUCAACGGAGGUGUGAGUGCCCCCUCUCAGAGCCAACAAAGCAGUUUACUACAGGACACCAUGAUGCAUCUCAAUGUGAACAACCAAAGUCUGAUGAAUGAUGCUGGAGGCGUCGGCUCCAUGCCCACAGCAGCUCCUCCCUCUGCCACAGGCAUAAAGAAGAGCUGGCACGAGGACAUCACACAGGACCUGCGAAACCACUUAGUGCACAAGCUGUACGUUUUACAAAGCGAAGAACAUGGAAAGACCAGCUAUUCUAGUCAUUUUUCAAACGUCCAGGCCAUCUUUCCGACUCCAGAUCCAGCCGCCCUCAAGGACCGUCGAAUGGAGAACCUGGUGGCCUACGCUCGAAAGGUUGAAGGAGACAUGUAUGAGUCGGCCAACAGCAGAGCUGAGUAUUACCACUUGCUAGCAGAGAAGAUCUAUAAGAUUCAGAAGGAACUCGAGGAGAAAAGAAGAAACCGGAUGCAGAAACAAGGUCUGGGUCUUGGUCCCGCUGGCAUGGGUCAGCCCCCGGCUGGACUUCCUGCAAACGGCCCACUCCCUGACCCGUCAAUGGUGCGUCCUCCUGGACCCAAUCCGAUGGUUCCCAGGAUGCCAGGCCCAGGUAUGAACCAGUUCAAUCAGAUGGGGAUGCAAUCUAUGGCUCAGAGGUCCACACCGCCUCUGCCCAUGGGAGCACCUGGCAACCAGAUGGGAAUGGUUGGACCCAGAGUGGGGCAGCCCAAUGUCAACCCGCUGCAGAACCAGUAUCUGCCACAUGGACAGUUUCCUGGUUCCGGACCUGGAGUUGGAGCAGCACAGCCUGGGAUGGCCCCACCUGGAGCACAAGGCGGCAUGGCUCGGACACAGAUGGGAACUCCUCCUCCUCUCCCAGUAGCUAGUCCCCUGGCACAGCCAGGCUCAGCUGGUGGGGUCUCAGCAGGGGGGCACAUGGGUCCCAACUCAUCUGUGGGAACCCCUGGUCCUUCAGUGACUCCAAACCAAAACCAGCAACCCAACUCCAUCCCCCACCUGGGAGCCAUGCGUGGAAGCUCACCCUCCCCUGCUCACAGCCGGUCCCCCACCCCCCACCAAACGCCCCCCAGACUAGCCGGGUCCCAGACGCCGCAGCCACAUACUCCUAAUGCGCCACAGUUGUCUGCACCGUUGUCACUUCAGCAGAACCAGCUCAGCCAGGGCCCCGGCUCCAACAAGCCCCUCCAGCAGCAACACAUGGGACCCGCCGGCUCCACCACUCCGUCUCACCCUGGAUUGGCCUCCAGCUCAACACCACAUGGUGGACAGAUGCCUCGCACUCCGUUGUCCCAGAAGGGCUCGUUCCCAGCAGACAGUCAGGCCCCAACCCCAGCCUCAGUCAGCAGUCUGGACACUUCGUCUCAGCAGCCACAAUCUGACACCUCAGCUGCCAACCUUGACUCCAAGAUGGAAGUCAAGCACCAGGAUGAGGAGGAAGAGAGUGACCCCGGCAGCUGCUCCAAGGGAGGGAAGCUCAGCAAUCACAAAACAGAGGAGAAGCCAGUGAAACCAGAAGUAAAGAAGGAAGAGGGUUAUGGAGAAGGAGGGAAAGGUGUUCCCAUGGAGACAUCGGCAGCUACACUAACAUCAGAAAUAAAGACAGAGGACAGGAAGCCAGAGGUGAAGAAAGAGGGGAAGGAAGAACAGGAACCAUCAGAGGCAGCUGCUCCACAGGCUCCUGUUAAGAAGAAAAUCUUCAAGCCUGAGGAGCUGCGUCAGGCCCUCAUGCCUACGUUAGAGUCCCUCUACAAACAGGACCCAGAGUCUCUACCAUUCAGGAUGCCCGUUGACCCACAGCUCCUCUGCAUACCUGACUACUUUGACAUUGUGAAGAACCCGAUGGACCUGUCAACUAUCAAACGAAAGCUAGAUACAGGUCAGUACCAGGAUCCGUGGCAAUACGUUGAUGACAUCUGGCUGAUGUUCAACAAUGCCUGGCUCUACAAUCGCAAAACAUCUCGAGUCUAUAAGUUCUGCUCCAAGCUGGCUGAGGUGUUCGAGCAGGAGAUCGACCCCGUGAUGCAGAGCCUCGGAUACUGCUGUGGGAGGAAGCUGGAGUUCUCUCCUCAGACUCUGUGCUGCUAUGGAAAGCAGCUUUGCACUAUUCCCAGAGAUGCCGUUUACUUCAGCUACCAGAACAGUUCACCAAAAUUUGGGCUUAUUGCUCACAGGUACCACUACUGUGAGAAGUGUUUCAACGAGAUCCAGGGGGAGAACAUUUCCCUGGGCGAUGACCCCACUCAGCCACAGACGUCAAUAAACAAAGAUCAGUUUGAGAAGAAGAAAAAUGACACACUGGACCCUGAGCUGUUUGUAGAAUGUAAGGACUGUGGGCGCAGGAUGCAUCAGAUCUGUAUUUUGCACAAUGAAACCAUCUGGCCAUCUGGUUUUGCGUGUGACAGCUGUUUAAAGAAGACAAACAAAACAAGAAAAGAAAACAAGUAUUCUGCCAAACGGUUGCCUCAGACGAGGCUGGGGAGUUUUCUGGAGACGAGGGUGAACGACUUCCUGAAGCGUCAGGCCCUUCCAGACUCUGGAGAGGUCUUCAUUCGUGUUGUCCAUGUCUCGGAUAAAGUGGUGGAGGUGAAACCAGGCAUGAAGUCCAGGUUUGUGGACAGCGGAGAGAUGUCCGAGUCUUUCCCCUACAGGACAAAGGCACUUUUUGCAUUUGAAGACAUUGACGGCGUGGAUGUUUGCUUUUUUGGGAUGCAUGUCCAGGAGUACGGAUCAGACUGCCCUCAGCCCAACCAGCGGCGAGUAUACAUUUCCUACCUGGACAGUGUACACUUUUUCCGGCCUCGCAGUCUAAGAACAGCAGUUUACCAUGAAAUCCUCAUUGGCUACUUGGAGUACGCCAAGAAGUUGGGCUACACCACUGGUCACAUCUGGGCUUGCCCACCCAGCGAGGGUGAUGACUACAUCUUUCACUGCCAUCCAGCAGAUCAGAAAAUUCCCAAACCCAAACGCCUUCAGGAGUGGUACAAGAAGAUGUUAGACAAGGCUGUGGCUGAGAGGAUCGUGCACGACUACAAGGAUAUCUUCAAACAAGCGACGGAGGAUCGUUUAACAAGUGCCAAGGAAUUGCCUUACUUUGAGGGUGACUUCUGGCCCAACGUGCUGGAGGAGAGCAUUAAAGAGCUGGAGCAGGAGGAGGAGGAGAGGAAAAGGGAAGAAAACAGCACUUCUAACGAGAGCAUUGAUGACACAAAGAGUGACAGCAAAAAUGCUAAGAAGAAGAACAACAAAAAGACGAGUAAGAACAAGGGCAGCUUGAGCAGAUCUAAUAAGAAGAAGCCGGGGAUGCCCAACGUCUCUAAUGACCUUUCUCAGAAACUUUAUGCUACUAUGGAAAAACACAAAGAGGUGUUCUUUGUGAUCCGGCUAAUUGCCGGCCCCAUGGCGAAUGCCUUGCCCCCAAUUAUCGACCCAGAUCCCCUGAUGGCGUGUGACCUCAUGGAUGGUCGUGAUGCUUUUUUGACUCUGGCCCGGGACAAACACCUGGAGUUCAGCUCUCUGAGGCGGGCUAAGUGGAGCUCCAUGUGCAUGCUGGUGGAGCUGCAUAACCAAAGUCAGGACCGCUUUGUUUACACCUGCAAUGAAUGCAAGCACCAUGUGGAGACUCGCUUCCACUGUACCGUUUGUGAGGAUUACGACCUCUGCAUCACGUGCUACAACACUAAGGGCCACGAGCACAAGAUGGACAAGCUAGGGCUCGGUUUGGACGAUGAAAGCAGCAACCAGGCUGCUGCGACCACUCAGAGCCCCGGAGACUCACGUCGCCUAAGCAUCCAGCGCUGCAUCCAGUCUCUGGUCCACGCGUGCCAGUGCAGGAACGCAAACUGCUCUCUGCCAUCAUGUCAGAAGAUGAAGCGUGUCGUUCAGCACACAAAAGGUUGCAAGAGAAAAACCAACGGCGGCUGUCCCAUUUGCAAGCAGCUCAUUGCACUGUGUUGUUACCAUGCUAAGCACUGUCAGGAGAACAAGUGUCCUGUCCCGUUCUGCCUGAACAUCAAGCACAAGCUGCGCCAGCAGCAGCUGCAGCACCGGCUGCAGCAGGCUCAGAUGCUGAGGAGGAGAAUGGCCAGCAUGCAGAGAGUAGGUCAGCCCAAUCCAGGGAUGCCACCUGGAGGAAAAGGUCUGCCCUCUCCAGGAGGCAACAAUGGUGCAACGGGUCCGGCUACCCCUACGUCCGCUGGUACACAACCACCAACCCCACAGACACCCACCCAGGGAAACAUGCCUGCUCUUCCUCAGCAGCAGGGGGUCGGUAUGGGUGGAAUGGGAACUCCAGGCCAGCCACAGCAGGUUCAGCAGCAAGGCGUCGGUGCUAUCCCCCCUCAACACCAUCUUCAUCAGUUCCAUAGUGGAGGGGCGAUGAUGACUUCUCCUCAGCAGCAGAUGGUGACUCAGCACCAGCAGCAGACUCCCAACAUUCAGCAGUUCCAGCAACAACAUCCUGGUGGUUUGCCUCCAUACAACCCCAGACCACCUGGAGCAUCUCCCCCCUACCAGUCCCUGGGAAAACCUGGAAUGGGUUCAGCCACCCCACCCCAGCAGCAGCAGCAACCACCCAACCAGGGACAAGGGUCCAUGUCUUUACAAGGCCAGCAGCAAGGUCCCCCUUUGGCUGCAGUGGAAACGGCCCUACAAAUCCAACGCCUAGCGGAGACCCAGGCACAAAGGCGUGUCCCUGGGGGAGGUAUGAUACCCCCACAUCCUCACCUCCAGAACAACCAGCCCCAGAUGGGAUUGUCCCCCAUGGGGGCCCAGGGCAUGGCUCCCCAGUCUCAGGGAGUUGGAAGGACUGUGUUAGAUCCUCAGCAGCAGGGAAUGCUAGCUGGAAUGCAGCAAGGUGGGCCUCAGUCCCAGCUACCACCUCAAGUUCAGCAGCAGAUAAGUGGUGGACAGCUGCAGCCAACGAGCCAGCAGUGGGGUCCUGGGGGUCCAAAUAUGAACCCACAACAAAGGACAGGCCUAAUGGGUCCCAUGGCCCCACAGCAGUCAGCAGUGGCCCAGCAGCAGCAACCAGUAAAUCCACAGCAGCCACAGGCAGGUAAUCGCGGGUUGAUGCAAGUCAUUAAUGUAUCAGGAGGGUCAACGGGGGCACCUGGCUCAAUAGCAGGGGCAGCUGGAUCAGGAAACCUACCCCAUGGAGCAUUACAAGAUCUCCUGAGAAAGCUUCGCUCUCCAAGCUCAGCCUUACAACAGCAGCAAGUUCUGCACAUCCUCCGCUCCAACCCAACCCUCAUGGCCGCCUUCAUUCGGCAGAGAGCAGCCAGGUAUCAAGGUGGUCAGGGAGGUCCUGGAGGACCAGGAGGACCCCCACCAGGAGGUGUAAGGUUCCCAGGAGCUGCUGGUGGAUUACCUGGUAUGGGGGGGCCUGGUGCCAACCAGCUUGCUAAUUUGGACAGCCAACAGCAGGUCAGUGUAAACCAGCCAGGUCAGCCGGGAAUGAGUCUAGCUCAGGGGGGGGUUGGAGGGGCAAACAUGCCCACCAUGGCUCAACUUCAGCAGCUACAGCAACGUCCGAUGCUACCCGGUAAUCUGCAGCAACUGCAAAUGGCGUUGCAGCAGCAGCAGCAGCAACAACAGCAACAGCAAGGAGGAAUGCAACUAGGGCAACAAGGCAAUGUGACGAACAUGAGUCCUCAGCUCAGAGAGAUAUUUAUGAGACGACACCUGUCUCAGCAGCACGGGCAGUUCCAGCAGCAGCAAGGCUUCAUGCAGCCUGGCCAGGCACAGCCAGUGAUGUCGCCCUCCUCUCAGCCCCAGCCUGUGGGUGGAGCUGUAGGUGUUCCCUCGCAGCAGCAGCAAGGAGGUCCACAGGUUGGGCCAGGUCAGCUCAGCCAGCAGCAAGUAUACUCUAACUCAAUGCAACAAGUAGCUGCAGCACUCCAGCAAAGGUUCCAGCAUUCAGUGGGAGGUCAUCAAGGCCAGGACGUCGGAGCAGGAGGACCCCAAGUCCAGCCUGGACAAGGUGGACCAGUGUCCGGGCAGCAGCAAGGAGGAGUUGGUGGGGGACCUCCGCUGCCACAGCCAUCACAAAGCAUGGGUCACCAGAACAUCCAUCAGAGGAUCCUGCAACAUCAGCACCUUGGCGGGGGCUCUCCUGCCCAGCACAGCAGUCCCAUGAGUCCCCAACAACAGAUGGCUCAGUCCCCACACCUCCAAGGUCAGGGAGGACUCGGGCCAGCAGGAUCCCUCAGCAAUCAGGUCAGGUCUCCUCAGCCCUCACCAAGGCCGCAGUCGCAGCCUCCACACUCCAGCCCGUCCCCACGCAUGCAGCCCUCAUCCCAGCCUCAGCCCUCGCCUCAUCGCAUUUCCCCUCAGACUCAGACGGGAUCACCACACCCGGGUCACCUAGGUCAGCAUCACCCCGCCAUGGCCCCGCCUCAGCCUCCACAAGCUCAGCAAGCAGCUAGUUCUGUAGACACUAGUCAGUUCAGCUCCGACCCAAAUUCUAUCAUGUCCCAGCUGAGUGGGAUGCACGGAGGACAGGGUGGCCCUGGGGACAUCCUGGGGGGUGAAUAACGGCAGCAACAACAACCAGGAGCUUGGGAUGAACAUUAACCACAGCCUUCUGUAGCCUUGACUCCAAACGCUCAUUCUGUCUUUAUGCUCUGAUCUUUUACUUUAAAUUUUUUUGUCCCCAAAAACAACAAACUGCCAUGAAAGAACAGAGCGAGAUGGGGUCUUAGAAGUUUUUAUUUUUAUUUAAACAUUUUUGUGAUGUACAAAUAUGAACUGAAGCUUCCUUCCUAUGGGAGAUGUGAUAAUAAUCUUAGAAGUCAAUAAAAUGAUAAAUUAAAACAAUGGUAAGUUAUUGCUGUUAAUAUAUACCUAUAUAUUUUUGCCAAUUGUGUACAAAAAGGCAGAAGGGCAGUGUUUCUGGUGGAGAUAUUUCUUCCUUUAAAUAUACAACAAUAUUUUUAGGGACUGAGAAUUUUGCCUUUUUAUGAAGAUUUUUAGGAUUUCAAAUGUGGGUAAAAAUGAAAGUGAGUUGACGAUGUAUCAUUUUAUAUCUAUAAAUAUAGUUUUUCCUCAGACACCCUGUCAUGAUUGUAUCUAUUAUGUGUGUUUAUUUUCUAUUUUUAUUUUUGUUCCCUUAAUGAAAUUAUAAACAAGCAUCAACAUAUCUUCCAUCACAGCAGAUUUCUUCUGGAGCGUUUUCACAGACAGAAACUCUUUUACACGCGACUGCAGCCUUUUUCAUUUGUGUGUUUAUUUAAAAGUUUCCUUUCUGCCAUACAUGUAGAAUGGGUAUCUUGUGAUUAACCACCUUAAAAGACAAACACGAGGGGAUUAACAGUCAAGUCCUAUUCUAGCUGUCGGUUGCAUGUUGCCCAUACUGCGCUGGCUCAUGUUCUUUUGUACAUAUGUUUAAGCUGCAACACGUGGCCGACUGUUUUUAUUUGGUUUAGUAAUGUUUUUAAAUCCUGCCUGUAUUCUAACGUUUUUUUCUUUACAUCCUCAUGUCUGCCUCUCUGCCACUUGUUUUAAUUUAAUGUUAGCACUGUACAAAUUAGAAAAUGUUGGACUUGGGUUUUGUUUGUAAAGAAAACUAUGGAUCUAAAGGUGUGUACAUACUCGAACAGGACUCUGCUCCUUUCCCCUCCUCCAUUGAACAUGUGUGUGUGUGUGUGUGUGUGUGUGUGUGUGUGUGUGUGUGUGUGUGUGUGUGUGUGUGUGUGUGUGUGUGUGUGUGUGUGUGUGUGUGUGUGUGUGUGUGUGUAUAAACUACAGAAGUGCUCCUGAGCUACUGUACAGUAUUCAGAUUUUUUUUUUAAUUGUUUCUAAAAUGUACAGUGUGGGGUGUAGUAGGUCACGAGCACCAAUGCGCCUUUUUUCCAGUGUGUUUUUGACAAAAAGGUUUCUUUUUGGGGGAGGGGUGUUUCAAUCGCCCUCAAAAGCUUACGACGCAGAAUCUGCACAAAACGGAGCCGAAGCGAGGGUCGACUGAUUAAAAACUUUGGUUAUUUAGCUUUUUACGGAGAGGACUGAAGACACGAUGUUCACAUUGCUCACUAUUUUUGUUCCCGAUAAAGUUGGACUCGCUGGGUAUGUUUUUCGAGGGUGGGGAGGGGACACAUCAAAACCAGGUUGCAAUAUAUCUUGAGACUUAUUUUAUAAGAAAACAAGGAUAAAAACUGUCUUUUAUAUAUAUAGAUAUAUUAUUUAAUUUUAUUUUUUGGAAAUAAAACUUGAAGCUACAGGAAUUAUUAGAUAAAAAUGUUUUCUUUUUGUAUUAAAAAGGUGUUAUAGAAAUACAAAAAGACACUGCAGACAGUUAUUGGGGUUUGCCCUGGAGAGGCUGUGGAGUUCAUCCUUUACAUGAAAUGUUUUCUGUACAUGAAUAUUGAUGUAAACAUACUGAAUCACUGUACAAACUGAUGGCAACUGAACAAAAAGGUUUGUUUUUUCCAUUUCUUAAAGAGAGACUGGAAAUAAGACUAUUUAAAUAUUUGUUUAGUAUUCAAAUGGAAUCACUGACCACUUUGUUUUGUUUCUCGUAACAUUUUCGGUGCUUGCUGAGAUGAUGCAAAAAUAACCGUUGCUCCAUUUUCAUUAGUUUCUUUUUAUAAGUUAUUUUGGUGGACUUUUUUUCCUUUUCUUGCCAAUAAAUUAAUUGUACAAUAAAGUAUGUUUGUACCAUUGGAAAAAAUUAA
Messenger RNA from Nothobranchius furzeri (turquoise killifish), 10758 nucleotides. The record is from RefSeq and is a predicted model, not a curated record. NCBI's taxonomy places the organism in Eukaryota, Metazoa, Chordata, Actinopteri, Cyprinodontiformes, Nothobranchiidae.